Molecule: messenger RNA, 3491 nt
Organism: Maylandia zebra (zebra mbuna)
Lineage: Eukaryota; Metazoa; Chordata; Actinopteri; Cichliformes; Cichlidae
Gene: wnt6b
Product: wingless-type MMTV integration site family, member 6b
Biological process (GO): canonical Wnt signaling pathway; neuron differentiation; multicellular organism development
Cellular component (GO): extracellular region
Molecular function (GO): frizzled binding; cytokine activity
Source: RefSeq, a predicted model, not a curated record
UUCGCCCCGAGCGACGUCACGCUAAGGUGGGAGAGCAUUUUUGCUGCCUUCAUCAUCCAAAGAGCCCACACUGACAGCCGUCGCGGCAGAGACGCCUCUACCUGCAGCCGGUGAGCACCGAGAAUUACCGAAACUUCAUCCGGGCGUCAUUUGAGGGCGAGCAGAGUGGGGCCAGCGGGGCUCCGCGCCUGAAGACGUGAACUGUUAGACAUGUGUAAGCGCUCCUCUUCCUCUCUGACUCUGAUAUGACAGUUUUUUUUUUGUUUUUUUUUUAAGUAAAAUGAGUCAGAGCCGAAGAUCCUCACGAGUGGAGCUUUUUCACGCGCUGUUUCGCAGUCAGAUAAGACUUGAGUGUUUUCGGGAUUCGUCCUCGGUCCGCCCUGGAAGCAUGUAACGUGCUGCGACAGAUGGGGCAAAACGACAAUGCAGAGGUUAACCACACCUUUGAAAGCGGACAUCUCUCCAGUAGCCUCUUGACCAACUUUGUUGCGCAUUAAGAUGCGCACGGCCGACGAGCAGUUGAAUUUUUGCGCUCUUCUUGACAGUCUGUAAGCGCGCCUGCACCGACUCCAGCCGCAGACAGCAAGCAGGGACUUCCUAUGUAUUUAAGAAAUAACUCGGUGCUGGCUGAGAUCGUCACUCGAAACUUUGGUGGGGAGUCUCUUUGAGGAUUUCAACAUGACGGCUCGUCUCUCGCGGAUCCAGCUGGCUCUGUUCUUUAUCUCGCUUUGUCCGGUCAAUAUCAUCGGACUGUGGUGGGCGGUGGGCAGUCCACUGGUCAUGGACCCCAACAGCAUUUGCAGGAAGGCAAAGCGCCUGGCGGGGAAACAGGCUGAGCUGUGCCAGACUCAGCCCGAGAUCAUCAACGAGGUGGCCAAAGGAGCCAGGCUGGGCGUCCGGGAGUGCCAGUACCAGUUCAGGUACCGCAGGUGGAACUGCACCAGCCACCACAAAUACUUUGGGAAAAUACUUCAACAAGAUAUCCGGGAGACAGCUUUUGUUUAUGCCAUCACAGCCGCCGGUGUGACCCACUCUGUGACGCAGGCCUGCAGUAUGGGAGACCUCCUGCAGUGCGGCUGUGAGGCCACCAGGAACAGACCGCCUCCGAAGCCGUCCUCCUCUGGGGACGGGGUCAAGUGGGAGUGGGGGGGCUGCGGAGAUGAUGUGGAGUUUGGUUAUGAAAAGUCAAAGCAGUUUAUGGAUGCCAAGAGGAGGAAAGGCAAGAGUGACAUCAGGACGCUCGUCGACCUGCACAAUAAUGAAGCUGGCAGACUGGCAGUAAAGCUCUACAUGAGGACUGAGUGCAAAUGCCACGGACUGUCAGGCUCGUGCACGCUGCGCACGUGCUGGAAAAAGAUGCCGCAUUUCCGUGAAGUGGGCGACCGCCUGCUGGAGCGAUUCAACGGCGCCUCGAAGGUGAUGGGCGGCAAUGACGGGAAGACCCUGAUCCCUGUGGGCCAGAACAUCAAACCUCCGGACAAGCAGGAUCUGAUCUACUCGGACGAGUCUCCGGAUUUCUGCCUCGCAAAUCGAAAAACAGGUUCGCUGGGAACAAAGGGGCGUAUAUGCAACAGCACGGCCAUGGACAUUAGCGGCUGUGAUUUGUUGUGCUGCGAGCGAGGCUUCCGGGAGGAGACGGUGGUGUUUGAGGAGAACUGCUUAUGCCGUUUCCACUGGUGUUGUGUCGUCCAGUGCAAAAAGUGCAUGGUUCGAAAAGAGCUUAGUCUCUGUCACUGACGAACUAAAGUUUAAAGUAGUCAAAUUACUUUGUUAAUUACAACUACUUUUGUUACUUUUUGAAGUUCUUGCUUUAGUUUGGAUAGCGUGAAAGAUGCAGAGGAUCUCGAGUUUAUGGUUAUCAAGCUCAGUCAGAAGUUGAAACAAUGGAAACAAUGGAAACAAUGCCAUAUCCUCCUUCCACCUGCAGUUCAACAACAUUGCUUAAUAGGAGACGUUGCUUUUAUUCCACGAUAUUCUGCAGGGUAGUAAGAAGAUUAAGGACCUCACUAUGGCCCAUAUUCCAUUCCAGUGCUCAUAGACGUACUGUUAUCUAACGGUGUAAUGCUCAUAGACUUGACAUAAAAGAUGGACGUAGCCUCUGGAUCUAAAGAGUGAAGUAAAUGCAAAAGUGCCUUAAACCUGCUUUAAUUCCAAAACCCAGCAGGGAGCAACUCCCCAAUACGUAAUGACUUUAUAGCCUCGGUUGCUGUUUUCAAGUCUUCUUCAACCAGUUUGUAAACGAUGGGCUCAUUUCAGGUAAAACUGACAGUAAAGCAGGACGUGGCAAAUCACCCCCAUAUGAACAUGCCAAUGGGGAUGGUUUUGGUGGCUACACCCAUCUUUCAUAUAUAUUCCGUCUUAACAAGUGUAAUCAUAUUCUUGAGUUUGCAUUUACCAAAAACUGUGUCUCAGUUAUUGUAACUGCAGCGAAUCAACAUAGUGAGAAAACAAAACGAUGCUGGUCUUGACCUGUUGUUCUGCUACUACAUGAAAAAUGUAAAAAAGGGAAACUGUAAACCGUUGUUAUAGUUGCAAAGAUGCUGUUAACACCAUGCUUUGCAGGUGCGGACUUGGCUUGCCAGCAGAGACUAUUAUUUAUAUAAAGAUAUGAUGACUACUUGCUUCCGUCUGUCUCUCAGAAGCACUUUGGAUGCAGCAGCUGCCGCGGACGUCCUCAUCAGCUUGGCAAUCAAACCUGCAGUCGGCUGUUUCUCCUGAACCAAAAUAGAAACCUUUUUUUUUCAUGACAUUUUUUUGUUAUCAAAAAAAUGUAUAUGAUGCAUUUUGUUUAUAUAUUAUGAUAUACAGGGCUAAUAAUAAUAAUAAUAAUGCACUAUGGAUGUUAGCUUUUAUUUGAUACUGUAAGUGCCUGUGUGCGUGCGUGUGCGUGUGUGUGAGAGAAGGUGUGCAUUAUUGUGUUUGUGUAGGUUGGCCAGUUAUCACCAUAUCCUUCAGUGUAUAUAUCUUGUUGCUGUCUGUUAAACUGCAGUAUGCUGCUUACUGAAAGCACACCACUCCUGGACAGUCUGUCUCUGAGCGACACAGACGAGGUCUUUUUUUGUUGCUUUGUUCUUCUUCAGCAGAAAUACCCAUAAACUUAUUGUAUCAUCUAAUUUACACUUUUGUAUAUCUGGCAGUGCACAGCAAGUAUACUGAACUAUAACACAACAUUGCUUCAGUUUGUGCUGUUCAGGUUUUUGUGUUUGCGCGAGGUUUCAUGUAGGUACGCAUUUAUAAUUUAGAGUCAGCUGGUUUUAGCGGCGCACCGUGGCUCACAUCUGGAUGCUUCCUCGUCACUUUUAUCGUCUGCUGUGUGACAGACUUUUAUAACCUAACCGAUGGUUAUUCUGUAAGUCCAUUUUGUAGUUGAUGUUAACCACUUAAGGUCAUGAUAACAGCUGUCACAGCAGUCCUUAGUGUUUUUGUGUGAACGGAGCCAGAGCACGGCAGUGAUGAGGAGGCUGCAUCUUAUCACUAGUGGUGUUUUUUGA